Closterium sp. NIES-65 is the source of this 7179-nucleotide messenger RNA. The record is from the annotation of a GenBank genome assembly. NCBI's taxonomy places the organism in Eukaryota, Viridiplantae, Streptophyta, Zygnematophyceae, Desmidiales, Closteriaceae.
AUGCACGCAAUUUCUCCCUGUAAAUCACUUGUCCCUCAGGUUCCCCCCACUCCCCCCCCAUCUUCCCUAGCCCCCCUCAACCACCCCCUUCUCCCCCACUCCCCCCUUGGUCGGGAGGUGGACAGUCCUCCUCUCCGCGUGUGGUCCUUCCUAUUGGGCGGAAGUGACGUGGAGCGCGUACCUGGCGACCCCGCAUUGGCUGACGAGCCCACCGCUGACGUCACUACCAAGGCUCUGUACGACGAGAUCGCGUUCGAGAACCUUCGGGGAGGCGUGUGGACGCAGGGUUUCCCCCUGGAAUACACGGGGCACGAGUGGGACGAGGAGCCGUUGCGAGUGCUGGUGGUGCCACACUCCCACAACGACCCGGGCUGGCUGGAGACGGUGGAGGAGUAUUACAGGUCGAGCACUUGCGGCAUCAUUGACACCAUCGUCAACGCCCUCUCCGAGAAACCGACUCGCAAGUUCAUAUGGGAGGAGAUGUCGUACCUGUCGCGGUGGUGGAUGGACGCGAGUGAGGAGAUGAAGGGCAAGCUCAAGGCGCUGCUGCGGAACGGCCAGCUCGAGAUCGUGGGCGGCGGAUGGGUCAUGAACGAUGAGGCAAACUCUCACUACUUCGCCAUCCUCGAGCAGAUAACGGAGGGCAACACGUGGCUGCACGAUGCAGUGGGGGUGGUGCCCACCAACUCAUGGUCCAUCGACCCAUUCGGCUACAGCGCCACCAUGCCCUACCUGCUGCACCAGUCCGGCUUCCACAACAUGCUCAUUCAGCGCGUGCACUACGAGAUCAAGAAAGUCUUAGCUAAGCGCCGACACUUAGAGUUCUACUGGCGCCAGGCGUGGGAUAAGAGCGGCGGGAAGACGACCCUGGGGCCGGGAGGGGAUGGUGGGGGGGAACAGGGGAGUGGGGAAUCAGGGGUGGGUGAACAGUCAGCAGCAGCAGGCGGGGCAGCAGCAGCAGCCGCAGCAGAGGGUGCAGCAGAAGCAGGAGCAGGAGCAGCGGGGAAGACAGACAUUCUAUGCCACAUGAUGCCAUUCUACUCGUACGACAUCCCACACACGUGCGGGCCAGACCCCUCUGUGUGCUGUCAGUUUGACUUUGCUCGCACGGCUGGUGGCGAGCACUCCUGCCCGUGGGGCAUGCCUGCUGUGGAUAUCACACCUCAGAACGUGGCAGAGAGGGCAGCGACCAUUCUGGACCAGUGGCGCAAGAAAUCCCUUCUCUAUCGCUCCAAGGUCGUCCUGGUCCCUCUGGGGGACGAUUUCCGCUACCCCACCAUGCUGGAGGCGCACGCCCAGUUCACCAACUAUGAAAGCCUCUUUGACUAUUUCAACUCCCGCCCGGACCUUCGAGUCAACGCCAGCUUCGGCACCCUUGGGGACUAUUUCAAUGCUGUCAGAGAGGCUGCUGUUAGGGAGGCUACUCUCCAUAGCAAGGGCGCUGUUAUCGGGGCUACUUCUGUUGACGAGGUUGCUGCUGUUAACGAAGCGUCUCUUAACGAAGCCCAGCAGGACCUUCCGUCCGAGCACCCGGUGUUCACCUCCCACGAACUCUCAUCCGAGCCCACCACCAUCUCCACCCGCCACCUUCUCUCCACACACCCCUCCUCCCACCCCUCCUCUCUCCUCUCCUCGAUCCCCGCCUCUCACCCCUCCGCUCUCGCUGCCCACCUCUACUCCCUCCCCCCCUCGCUCCGCCCGAACCUGCCCUCCCUCUCUGGAGACUUUUUCACAUACGCGGACCGAGAGCAGGAUUACUGGAGCGGGUAUUUCACCUCUCGCCCCUUCUGGAAAGCCGUAGACCGUGUGCUAGAGUCUGCUGUACGAGCAGCAGAUAUCCUCUUUGCUCUGACGUGGUCUCAGCUGCAGGCGAGAGGGGGUGGCGGAGGGGGGGGGCUGAUGACGCGGAUGCUGGGGGGAGCGAGUAAGGAGGGGGGAGAGGUGGGGGAGGUGAUGGAGAGAUUGGCAGAGCAGGCGGAGUGGAUGGGGAAGGGAGCGGGGAAGGGUGGGAGGGGGGUGGGGGGAGGGCAGCGUGGGGAGGACAACUUCCUGCAUCUCCUGUUUCCCCUCAAUUUUGCAGAGAGGCUGGUUCGCGCACGGCGCAACUUGGCGCUGUUCCAACACCACGACGGCAUCACUGGCACGGCGCGGGACCCUGUGGUGAUGGACUAUGGGCUUCGCAUGCACACCGCCCUUAAUGACCUCAAUGACCUCAUGUGUGCGGCGGUGGUGGCGCUGCUAUCAGACUCGCCCACGCAGGACCCUGAGAAGUCCCCCGUUCACCUGCGCCCAGAGCAGCACCGCAACCUGCAGCACAUCCUGCCCGCCCACUUUUCCCCCAUUCUCCCCCCCCUUCCCCUCUUCCCUUCUUCCCCCUUUGACCUCAUGUGUGCGGCGGUGGUGGCGCUGCUGUCAGACUCGCCCACGCAGGACCCUGAGAAGUCCCCCGUCCAGCUGCGCCCAGAGCAGCACCGCACCCAGCAGCACAUCCUGCCCUCCCACCUCCCCCUCUCCUUCCCCUCCUUCCCCUCCUCCACUCCCCUGUCUGUUUUAGCCAGAGAGCCUGCAGGGGUGGGUGGUGGAGGAGAGGGAGGGGGGAGGGAAAAAGUGGGAGCAGCGGGGACGGGGGUUGGAGGAGGAGAAUUGGGAGGGGAGGCAGCAGGGGCUGGAGCAGGGAUGGGAGGAGGGGUUGGGGGAGGUGACAGUGGGGAAGGUGGGACUGGGGGAGGCGUGGAUGUGGGAGGCAGGCGGCGUGUUCUGGAGGUGAAAGUAGGGGAGCAGUCAGGCACGGAGCGGAAGGGGCUAGAGGUGCAGGAGGGGCAGGGAGGGGAGGGUGGCACGGUGCGGCGCGUUGUGGUGUAUAACCCUCUGGAGGAGGAGGUGAAGCAGAUCAUCUCAGUGGUGGUGGAGAUCUCGCUGGUCUCAGUGCUCAGCCCUAAGGGCACGUGCCUUCCCGCCCAGAUCAUGCCAGAGUGGGUCAACCCGCCCCCUUUCACUCCCAAGCCUCUCCAAAACGCCACCUCUACCACCACAGCUAGUAGCGGCACUCUCCCAACUGACACCUCCACUGCUGCUGCCACAGCCACAGCUGGAGCCACUGCUGCUGCUGCUGAGUCUGCUGCCCCUCUGUCUGUCACAACAGGGAGACACAGGUUGUUCUGGGUAGCCACAGUGCCGGCUCUCGGUCUCCAAACCUUCGUGGUCGGCCCGCCCGAAACUUUGCCCAACUGCCCGGCAGCAGAGCUCUCGCGCGUCGAAGUUUCCAACCCGCCCGCGGGAUUCGUUUGCCCGAAGCCGUAUAACUGCACCGUGCACGAUCCAAAGGAGGACGACGCCUUUUCGAUCGGGAACCACGAGCAGCGAGUCAGAUUCUACGCUGCGAGUGGACUCAUGAAGAAUAUCCAGCAUAGGAGAAUCAUCAGGGACACAAUAGUGGACGAGCAAUUCGCAGUGUAUACCGGUCGGAGUGGGGCGUAUCUGUUUCUCCCUGGUGGUGACGCGGUCCCUAUAGUAACUGACGGUGGUGCGUCGUUUAUAUCCCGAGGGGAGGUAGCAGAGGAGGUGCAUACAGUGUUUAGUUUCCUGCCUGUGGAAGCGUGGGACGGGACAGGGCAGAUGCUGGGGGAAUGGGAGCUGCAGCAGCGGCGGCAGUGGCGGCUGCAGAGGCGGAAGCAGCAGCUGCAGCAGCAGCGGCAGAGGCAGCAGCAGCAGCAGCAACAGGGGCUGCAAAGGCAACGGGAUAGGGAGGCACAGGGUGGAGGUGGAGGGGACAAGGGGCUGAGAAUGGACAGGAACGAGAAUACACAAGCACAGGCGGUUGCAAGGAUGCCCGGGGAUGAGCAUUGGCUUGAGGAUUCACACGCGCAGGCGCUGGCACAGGGACAGGCGCAGGUGCAGGCGCAGGUGCAGGCGCAGGCGCAGGUGCAGGCGCAGGCGCAGUUGCAGGGGCAGAUUGGAGGCCGAGGGGAGCAGCAGGAGGUUCGGCCGUUGAGUGAGGUGGAGGCGAUGAGGCAGAGACUAAGACAGCGGGCACAGCCGGGGGAUGUGGUGCUGUGGCAGCAGGAUCAGGAAGGGCAGGGCGGGCAGGGGGGGCAGGGGGGGCUGGGCGGGCAGGGAGGGCACGGAGGGCAAGGAGGGGAGGGAGGGCAAGGAGGGGAGGGAGGGCGAGGGGUGAGUUUGCAGCAGCUGCAGUACCCAGAAGUGGAAGUGGGGCCGUAUUCAGGGAGAAUGCAGCAGCUGAGACAGUUCCAGGUGGCUAGGAGACGGCUGCUGGGGGAGAGUGGUGGUGUGGGAGAGGAUGAGGAGGAGGAUGAAGAAGUUGCUGCUGGUGAUGAUGAAGGAGAGGAGGAAGAGGAGGAAGAGGAGGAAGAGGAGGAUGAAGUUGUUGCUGCUGCUGAUAAUGAGGGAGAGGAGGAGGCUGAGGAGGAGGAGGGUGAGGAAAACGAAGAUGGAGAUCACACCCAGGCAGAUCACAUCCUUGCACCUGAAGAACAUGCUGUGGUUGAGAACCACGCAGGGGGGGUAUCAGAGGCUGCAGCAGAAAUGGUGGGUGGGGAUGGGGAGGCAUUGGUUGGGGGUUUGAGGAGAAAGCUUUUGCAGGUGAGGCGUAAGGGAAGGAAGAAGAGGAAGGGCAGGAAGGGGAGGAAGAGAAGUGUGAGUGGGGCAAGUGGGGAGGAUGGUGGUGUUGCCAGUGGUGAAAUUGGCAGGGCUGAUGAAAUGGCAGGGUUGGGGGGGAGUGGGAGCGGUGCUGCUGCUGAUGUCGAUGGUAGGGGGGCAGCGGUAGGGACGAGGAAGAAGGGACGGAAAGGGAAGCUGAAACGGAGGAAAAGAAGGGGGCAGCACCAGGAAGGGACAACCGAUGCAAGUGGCGCUGUUGGUGCUGCUGGUGAUGCUGGUGGUGGUGAUGGUGGUGGUACUGAAGGUGCGACAGGUGCAGUUUCAGGAGAGAGAUUGGGUGAAGGAGCCCUGAGUGGAGCAGGAACGCUCAGGUUUCAUGGAGGGCUGCCAGUAGUAGGGAUGGGAGAAGGAGGGGUGGGAACAGGAGGGGUGGGAGCAGGAGGGGAGGUUGGUCAUAGGAUCCGGAAGAGAGUACAUGAUGGCAGUGACUUUGACGCUGCUGCUAGAUCGGAAUUGCCUGAGCAGGUCAUUACAGUGCACAGCACAGAUAAUGAUGCUGGUGGUGGUGAUGGUACCGGUACUGGUGUUGGUGGUGCCGGUGCUGAUGCUGGUGAUGUUGGUGGUGGUGGUGUUGAUGCUGAGAGCAAAGGCGGGGCGGAUGGAGGGGCGGACGAGGGGCACGAGGUGGGAGUGGAGGAGGACGAAGGGGAGCAAGAAAGGCCUGACCCAGCGAGUCUAGACGUGACCCGCCGCGACUGGGAGAGCAGCAGCGGCGACGGCGGUGGCGGCAGUGGGGAGCAGGGCAGUCAGGAGGGUGAGGGUGAUCUCGACUUGGACGAGCUCCAGAAGGCAGCAGAGGCUGCAGCCAAGAUGGAUAAGCAAGGGUGGGAGGAGGCGGCGGAUGGGCUGGAGGAGCCGCAGGUCCUGGAGGAGCCAUUGUUGGAGGAGGAGGAACCUCUCAUGCCGGUCGUCCUGGAGGAGCCAUUGCUGGACGAGGAGGACGAGGGGCACGUGAUGCCUGUUGUGCGCUCUGUCAUGCUCUACAAAGUCAGUGCCCCUCAGGGCCUGCUGAUAGAAGCACGCCAUCAUGUGAACAUCUCAUCAACGGCAGUGGACAUCAAGGAACUCGUGGGCCUGCUGAUAGAGACCAAGCACCUAGUCAACAUCUCAUCAACAGCAGUGGACAACAAGGAGCUCGUCGUGCGCUACCGCACGUCCAUCGACUCCUCACACCUCUUCCACACCGACUCCAACGGCUUCCAGACCGUUCGCCGCGAGACGCUCCCCAAGCUGCCCACGCAGGGCAACUUCUACCCCAUGCCCGCCCUCGCGUUUAUUCAAGACCCCUCUGGAAUCCGGUUCUCCGUUCACACGCGCCAGGCUGUGGGCGUGGCCAGCCUUAAGACCGGCUGGUUGGAGAUGAUGUUGGAUCGCUGGCUCUCACAGGACGACAACAGGGGCAUGCAGCAGGGCGUGUUGGACAACCACCCCCCUUACUCUCUCGCGCUCUUACUAAUUCCCUCGUUUCAUCCCCCCCCCCACUCGCCACACCAGACUGGCUGGUUGGAGAUGAUGUUGGAUCGCCGGCUCUCACAGGAUGACAACAGGGGCAUGCAGCAGGGAGUGUUAGACAACCACCCCACACAAACCAUUUUCCAUCUCGUUCUCGAAAGAAACACCUCCGCCCGCCCCUUCCCCUCCGCCUCCUCCUCCGCCGCCCUCCUCCCCUCCCUCACUUCGCAACGAAUUGGCUCGCGCCUCAACUACCCGCCGUAUCUCUUUGUCGGGCAGCCCGAAAGCCCGUCGAAAUUCGUUUCCGGGCAGGAUGUAGAUGCCGGACGAGGGGCUGGCAAGAAGGGGAGUGGCAGUAGCAGCAGCAAGGCAGUGAAACCGGGUGUUUUGGCUGGCACUGUGGAGCCGAAGCCGGGCGGCCUUGGUUGGACGUAUUCUCCACUGGGCCGCCCAUUACCGUGUAACAUGCAUGUGGUCAGCUUCAAGGUGCAUCGGCCCAUGCCCAAUGCCUCGGUGCAUUCCGAGCCGCCUCUAGCCCUGGUGCUGCACCGCAGGGGCUUCGAUCACAGCUUUGGGGGCGCGCAUCGUGAGGCUCCCUGCAAGGUCACCCCCACUGGCCAAGUGCACCUCGCGCGUCUCUUCUCCGGCGCUUAUGUAACAGAGUUCGAGGAGUUCCCACUUAACCUCGUCCGACCCAGCCCAAUAGCAGCAGAUUUGGGGUCGCCUGGUCAGGGUUCGGAGGAUUCAGUGGGAGUGGGAGGGAGAGAGGGGGGGAACAGGACAAGGGGAGGGAUGAGCGCGGCGGGGGCGUUUGCGAAGAGAGCAUGGCAGCAGAGAGUGAGAGGCGGGGUGACGAGCCUCAAGUUGGAAGUGAUGGAGCUGAAGGCUGUCAAGCUGCAGAUGACGAUGAAGGCACGCAGGAAAGGCUCGCUCGCUCUUAUCGCGAGGGUUUCUGCAGUUGGAGUGGGUGUCGCCUACGGCGCGACGAUGCUCACGUACCUGCGGGCAAAGAAGGCUGCAGCUGCAAAGAAGAAUCCUGGCCUCCAUUAA